AACUUUUAAGCUUAAAUGUAAAGUAUACGGUAAAGACCAGAUAAAUUGCAGAUUAAAAAGAAUUUUUUUAACAUUGUUUCAAAAAUAUUUAAAAUAUGGGAGCUGAUAGCACAUUAUUAUGCAAGGGUACCGCUAAAUUUGAUCUUCUCUGUUUAAUUGAGAGUCGAAUUGAUAGUUUGAAAAAAAUUCUAAAUUCUGUAUCCAGCAGCACUGGUGAUGAAGAUUUUUGUGAAAGUUUAAUAUCUGCCAAUAGUUUAAUUGCAAGCACGAUGAGUGGGCACCAACAAACAAUUAAAGCUGCAAGCAGAUAUGCAGAAAUAGAAAGUUACACAAAUUCUUUGGAGAAACCGCAGGAUGCAAAAGCAAAACAAAUGUGUGUAAAAUCAAUUGCAACAACUUUGGCUGUAACAUUUGAAAUGCUAAAAAAAAUUAAGGAACUGGAAUCUACAAUAGGUGCUGAAUAUUUUAAAUCACUUCCAGACGUAAGCGAUUUAAUAGAAAGAACCAAUAAACAGUUAAGAGAAGCCAAGCAAAAUAAUGAACUUAUAGAGGAAAGCUUAAUACUAGCUAUGCAACGCUACAGUGCUUUACAGAAAACAACAACAAACUUCUUAAAAAGUAUAGAUGAGAAAUUGACCGAAAUUGAAGAAAACACACGUCCUAAAGAUUAUGUUUGUAAUUGAUACGGAAAGAUAUUUUUUUAUUGCAAAAUAUUAGUUAA
This is a messenger RNA of Condylostylus longicornis, 721 nucleotides long. RefSeq lists its product as uncharacterized. Lineage: Eukaryota; Metazoa; Arthropoda; Insecta; Diptera; Dolichopodidae. The transcript is spliced from 2 exons. Gene Ontology annotation, cellular component: dynactin complex. The record is from RefSeq and is a predicted model, not a curated record. Bases 96 to 683 code for a protein of 195 amino acids. Gene Ontology annotation, biological process: cytoskeleton-dependent cytokinesis.